This is a messenger RNA of Syngnathoides biaculeatus (alligator pipefish), 2522 nucleotides long. Its product is annotated as methyltransferase-like protein 27. The record is from RefSeq and is a predicted model, not a curated record. NCBI's taxonomy places the organism in Eukaryota, Metazoa, Chordata, Actinopteri, Syngnathiformes, Syngnathidae.
UGAACUUUUGCGGACGAGCGGCGGAAGUCGAAGCGUCCGCGUGCAGUGACCGUUGGACUGGAAGAAUCCCGACCGCGUUUUCAGCGACCGCAUCGGACCCUUUGACUUUCCCUCGUUGUCUUUCUUGUCAAGGCGCGCGCUCACCAUGUCGUCGGCGGAGAAGCGCACGAUCGCGAUGGCCAAAGACGCCGUCCGGUCCGUCCACGUUUGCAGUUCUCUGUCGGACCAGAUCCGCUUCUACGACGGAUGGGCCCAAACCUACGAGCAGGAUGUCGAACUGAUUGAGUUCCGUGCCCCCGCCCUGGCGGCGGAACGAGUCUCCGCCCAUUUCGGCGGCGACCGGAGAGCGGCGGCGGUGUUGGACGUGGCCUGUGGCACGGGCAUGGCGGCCAAGAUGAUGAAGCGGGAGGGGUUCCAGAACUUCGUGGGCGUGGACUGCAGCGCGGGGAUGAUGGCGCGCGCCCGGCAAAGCGGGCUGUACCGGGACCUCAAGACGGCCGUGCUCGGAGACCAGCCGCUGCCCGUCCCGUCAGGUGAAUUUCAAUUAGUGGUCAUUUCCGGGGGUCUGAGCCCGACCCACGUUCCGGCAAAGGCGAUCCGGGAGCUGUGCCGUGCGGCCGCGCAGGGAGGCCUCGUUUGCAUGACCACCAGGAGCACCAGCAACGUCGACUACAAGGCGGCGCUGGAGGGCGAGAUGAAGCGGAUGGAGGAUGAGGGACUGUGGCGCCGCGUCGACGUGACCCACGUGGCCGAGUGGGAGCGAGGGGUGACCGAGGACGAGAUGGGAUACGUCACCGGGUGUGUUUACGUCUUCCGGAAGCUCUGAAAGCGCUCAGUGAUGUGCGGUUGGGGUCGUGAUCGGCGAGGCGCAGCGGAAUCAGAACCCCAAACAGAAGAUCGGCCUAUAUUUCAAAUUUGACCUCAUUUGAAACAAUUAGAUUAAUUGGGGACUCGAAAUUGCCCCGAAGUGCGAUUGUGAGCGUGAUUGUCGUCUGUCUCCGUGUGCCCCGCGAUUGGCCGGCGACCAGUUCAGGGUGCACACCGCCUCCUGCCCAAUUACGGCUGGGAUUGUCACAUGACUUCUGGAGCUCUCAGAACCUCCACUCUUAACGCUGCUACGUGCUUUUUGUGGCACGGUCCAUAGCGGACUCCACUGUGGAAUUUUAGUUGAGCAUUUUUUGGUCAAUAUGAAAGACUAAAUGUCACAUACUUUCAUUCAAUAUAUUCCACAGUAUGUCAAACAUCACUAAGAGCCAUACAUGUGUGAUAAACACUGAUAUUAAAAAAAAACGGGCUAGCAUAAACAUCGAGCAGUCUGUCGAUCGGGGCGCCAUCUUGGUACUCCCAAAACGUGGAGAAGACACAAUUUACAGGGGGGGGGUUCCCUCAAAAGUUUGGCACGUAGAGUUAAAAGUUGACUGACGGUUGAGUGAGUUUGACAUUUUUUCAGUUAAGGUAACAUGAAGGAUUUUUUUGUUAAGACAAAAAAGGCAAAGUGCAAAGGAAAGUGGCCGAUGAGCCAUCCAGUCUUUUUUAAAAAAAUUUUUUUUUUUUUGUAUAUUAUCGGCAAUGCAAUGAGGAAACACGAACGUCUCUUGUGUGAAGCCACGGACCAAUCGCACGUUGCCUGAGUGGGUGUGGGGCGUAGUCUCUCGAAGCAUCGAUUUGAACAAGAAAUAUGAAAAUUCAGCUAUUUUAGUGAGUACAUAAUUGAAAUAUCGGAUCGAAACAGAAAUCCCAUGUAAAGCACGGAUCAUAGAACUACAAUGGAACAAAUUUAUGUAUGCGAUAUUCACAUGCAGUGGAAUUCUCUGAACCAGACCACCAGGGGGCAGUGUGGCCCCGCUUCCCUUGCUGAGCCUCACCGCAUGUCACUGACUCGCGCAGGUGCACGCACAGGAGAAAACUGUAGUACAGCUUUAAGAGUACUUUACAGUACCACGUCUGGGUUGUGGUGACUGCGACGCAGUGCAUGACUAAAUGUCUUCGCUAUGAACUCGAGUUGUCCCUCAUUUUUAUGAUUAUCAUUCACGCACUUGACGGGCAUGCACGUGACUCACCUUGAGCUGCUGCCAAUCCAUAUAAGUAACGGUCUAUAAAGUAUACAUCUGUGUUGUGCUUUACAGCAGUACUUUUAUUAGUACAUUUACAUAGUGAAUGUUCGUGAGAAAUGUACUCGUCUCAAAUGCCAGGAGGGGGAAAAAAUUUGGGCGUUUUCUACUCCAAUAAUCUUGCAAACCCGAUAAAAGGACAUUUAUGAUUAUGAAAAAAAAAUAUGAUUGUAUGGAACCUGUCGGAAAACACUAAUGUCUUCAUACCUCCUGGUUUUAUAAUAUUUGUGAUUCGUAUCACGACUUUGUAUACGUUAUGUACAGCUUUUGCGACUUUUUCUUUGGUGGCGUGCCAAGAGCUUUUUCUCAUCGAUUAAUAUUUGAUAUUAAUAUUUUUAUGAUUAUCUGGACUGAACUCCAUGUACAGUUUUCCUCCAGAGGUCAAAAUAUGAAGUACAUUAAACCGGCUCC